Molecule: messenger RNA, 2441 nt
Organism: Aspergillus pseudotamarii
Lineage: Eukaryota; Fungi; Ascomycota; Eurotiomycetes; Eurotiales; Aspergillaceae
Exons: 2
Coding region: 387-2252 (621 amino acids)
Source: RefSeq, a predicted model, not a curated record
GUUCGACAGGGCAUGACAGGGAAGGCCAAACAGAUGUGAUAUGCGUUGUCUGCAGCAUGUCUGCUUCAACUCCUUGCGUCCGCUGAUCUCUCUCUCGUAUUUGUUGUUUCCUCCCUUCACAAAAAUUAUAUACGACGGCGUGAAGCGGUUAUAGACGACUAUUGAUUGAUCCAUUCUUCAUUCUUCCCCUUUUUACCCCGCCGGAGGUUCGAAACAUCCAACGAGUCACAACUCCACUGCUGCCUUGACUUGGCUGUUCAGUCGCUUCGCUUGCCAGUACAGACCUACAUUUUCCUUUCUCAUUUCUUCUCUUUUCCCUCUCUCUCCGUCUUGCUCUUCAGUCGGGUUUACGACCGCGCUACAUUUGACAUCCGACACUUCACACUAUGGGGAAACCCCCCGCCGCGAUCGUUAUUGCGAGACAUGGUGCCCGUCUCGAUGCCGCCGAUAAGAACUGGCAUCUGACGUCUCCAACCCCCUACGAUCCUCCGCUUUCUUAUGGCGGUUGGCUUCAAUCCCGUGCGCUGGGGGCUCGUAUCGUCAAUGUUUUACAGUCUCUGGACCUCACCCAGGAAAUCGAUGGCGAGACGUUGCCGUCGUUUCGCCCACGACCUUCCAAGCGAAAGCGUCGAAUCGUGAUUCAUUCCUCGCCCUAUCUUCGGUGUCUACAAACCUCGAUCGCUAUCAGUUCCGGGAUCAGCCAGCACUAUCCUGAUAGUACAGGACCAGGCCCGAGUCAGCCAAAUGGGUUCCUGUCCGCCCCCAUCAUGUCGCCAGCACAGGAGCCGAUCACUGGCGCAGUGACCAGUGCCUCUGCAGCUCCCGGUGAUCAGCGAUGUCUUCUGCGCGUCGACGCCUUUCUCGGCGAAUGGCUAUGCCCAGACUAUUUCGAUGAGAUUACCCCGCCCCCUAAGUCAGAGAGGUUGAUUGCCGCCGCCAAGGCCGAACUAUUACGCCGGGACAGCAUCGUACCGGAAGCCGAUACCAAACCUCCCACGGGCUUUUUCCCGGGUGGCUGGGGCAGCCUUGGCAACAAACCCCUGUCUCCCCCUAUUGAAGAGGAGGAUCACAAGGCCUAUUCCGGGUACACGUCAAACGAGCGUCGGGAGGGACAGAGACACCGGGCCGGCAGUUGUGACACCCUACGGUCCGCAGACACCCCACGCACCCGGAGGUUGCUCAGCAAAAUCAACACUAACCUCCCGCCUAUCCCCGAUGGGGCGUACAUGCCCCCGACGCCGAGCUAUGCCAUCUCGCCGUCCGAACCGAUUCCCACUGGGUAUGUCACGCACGCUCGGGAUGCUUGUGUGAGGAUCGACUAUCCGUGGGAUAGCAUGCGAGACCCGCCGAAUUGGGGAAAUGGGGGUGAGUACGGCGAAGAGUGGAGUACGAUGCACACCCGCUUUCAUAACGGACUGGAGCGGAUGAUCGGCUGGUAUCAGGAGCACGAUGCAUCCCUUCCCUCCGGUCGGCGUCGGCGUCACUCGCAAUUAUCCUUGUCCGAGACCGCAGAGGAGUCGAAGAUACCGGACGACGAGGACGAGCCCACCGACACGAUCCUGGUAAUCGUCACUCAUGGGGCAGGCUGCAAUGCGCUCAUCGGAGCCAUCACUGGCGAGCCCGCCCUCGUGGACAUCAAUACUGCGUCCCUCACCCUGGCAGUCCCGAAGGACCGUGUGGCUGUCCCAGAGAAAUUGGACGCGAUCGGCGGACCCGUCGUGCCGUAUCGUCCCGCGAACGAGCGGGCCGGGUUGCGCGAUUACAAGCUACAGCUGGUGGCUUCGACCGACCAUUUACGACCGGUCUCAAACGUCUCGACGUCCGUUCUCCCGUCGCCUAGUACUUUAACUUCUCCAUCGUCCGCGUACCGUCCACGAUUCUCGACCCGCCCGUCGUUACCGCAGGGCGGGUUCGUGAUCGGCCCUUCUGCUUUGUCCGGACCGGGCACCGGUUCGUGGACAUUUUCACGACCUUCCACCGCUCCUCGCAGUGCCAGUGGCCUGUGGGGCUCCAACUCCAUCUCGGCCGGGGACGCGGCGGACGAUAUAAUCCCCAACUUCGGUGAUUCCUGGUCGGGUUCCAAUGGGACUAGCAACAAUGACCACCACUCCGGCAAGAAGCCGGAAGAGUCGUCAGAUUGGACGCCCCAGCUUCCCCAGAGGACGCUCUCCCAACGAGGGCUCUGGGGAAGUGGGCCUUCGAAGGAGCCCCAUGUCAAGCGGCGCUGGACGGUGACCGAACGACGAGUUUAACCAGGGUAGAUUAGACCAUGCGCGGAAUACCUUUCUCAUCUUCUGUUUCACACAUUUAGCGGACUCGUCCCCCUUGGUUUCCCUAUUCCCUUUCCCCCUUUUUCCUUUUUCUUUUUCUUUUUCUUUUUUUCUUUUUUUUUCCUUUUCGGUUAUUCGGCGAGGCGUUUCUGGGAUCAUAGCGAAUCUGAG